GACCCAAUUCCGGUGGGCGGUGUGCCUUGGCAAUAUGGCGGAUGGAGUCCACUCCAACUUACUUUCCCUUUUGGCUCCUCCCCUCUGCGAACGUCGGACAAUUCCAGCUGGAUCCAUUCUGGAGAGAAACAUUCCCUUUUUCAACCGUCAUGGUGGGUUGCGACUACCGAGACAGAACUCCAUCCGUUCGGCUCUUUUCGAGUAGUGAACCAUAUUAUCAUGAUGAUGAAUACCAAAUCAGUGAACCAUCCGGAGGUUAAUCCUGUCCUGGAUGCUCGACUUGCACACUUGAUACACACUCCCUCAUAUGCAAAGCGCAAACCAUGGGCCCCGGCCAGUGGGCGGGCACCGGCUCCACGGCUCAUCGUCAUCUUUCGCUUCCAGACCCCCGGCCAAACCCACCUAAACGGCGCUCUUACGCCAGCUUUCUCUGACGAGCUUGGCCUCCCUGCAGGCUAGGGAAUUUUUCCUUAGCUGCGUGUUGACGACGGGCCUGUGAAUAUUCCAGACGGCGUGCUUUUGCCCUUGACGAUCCCUGGUGGAUCAGCUGCCCCAUCACUGCGCGUUUCUUGCUGAUGCUCCCUUCCCGGUUAAUAAUAGUCGUAUCAUGGUCGUCGUUGUCAAUGCCAUUUUGGCGUAGAAUACUCAUUGAUCGGCUUGCAUCAACUCCCGUUGCGACGUCCGCUCUCCCCCACGGAGACCCGUGUCACCUUACUCCUUCUGACAAGUCUAAUCACUUUAAAACUCUCUGGACUGACUCCCCUCGAACUACUUUCACUGCUUGUUCAUUAUUAUCCUUCUUCUCAUUUUUGCUUCUGUGGCUAUUUGUGUUGUUGAAACACUUGCGUGGAACGGAUCUGCUGGUCUCAUCUUCCGCUCGACCACAUUUUUCCCCGUGCGCCACAUCUACAUUAUAUUUCCUAGCGGAACUCAGAAAGCCGCGUGUGCUUUGCUUGGACUUUUGUUCUUUCAUCUGCUUCUAUCAUUUCCAUAUUUAUCUGAUAGAUCUUUUUGAGUUCAUCUUGCUCGUGUAGCCUGGAUCCUGACGUUGAAAAGAGGGUCGAGUGGGCAUUUUGAUAUUUCGCGUUCAUAGCUCCCGAUCACGACAUCGGCGCUUGGCUUCGGAUAUUCAUUUUAAAACCACACUACCUGCCGCCUCCACUUUUAUAUCGUUUGCCAUCAACCUUGCCAUGGGGCUUGCCUAAAUACACCCCUGGAAGAUAUAUUACCUUGGAGGAAUCUGGAAUUCUCAUUUUCAAUCACUCGAGCAUUGUCGUUGAGCAGCUCCGGUCGUCAACGCCAAAUUUCCACUGUCCAAGUGGCUCGGGGCACCGUCUUGCCCUAGAAUCAGUCCCGUCCUUCC
Aspergillus welwitschiae is the source of this 1363-nucleotide messenger RNA. RefSeq lists its product as uncharacterized. NCBI's taxonomy places the organism in Eukaryota, Fungi, Ascomycota, Eurotiomycetes, Eurotiales, Aspergillaceae. Bases 576 to 1034 code for a protein of 152 amino acids. The record is from RefSeq and is a predicted model, not a curated record. The transcript has a single exon.